This is a messenger RNA of Cryptomeria japonica (Japanese cedar), 978 nucleotides long. RefSeq names its product G-type lectin S-receptor-like serine/threonine-protein kinase LECRK4. Gene Ontology annotation, biological process: protein phosphorylation. NCBI's taxonomy places the organism in Eukaryota, Viridiplantae, Streptophyta, Pinopsida, Cupressales, Cupressaceae. Bases 1 to 978 code for a protein of 325 amino acids. The record is from RefSeq and is a predicted model, not a curated record. The transcript has 2 exons. Gene Ontology annotation, molecular function: protein kinase activity; ATP binding.
AUGUUACCUGUCAACAACACGAGCUGGGGGAGCGGCGAUUAUUCAGUUUUGACGAAUCUUACUGAGGAAGAAUGUCUGCAGGCCUGCCUAAAUGAUUGCAUGUGUGUUGUGGUAACACAUGGCGUACUUCCGACGGUUGGCGAUGCAGCUUGCUACAUGAAAAUGCUGCCUAUGACUGACGGCCGUCAAGGAGCUGACAUUACAACUAGAUCUUUUGUGAAAGUGGCUGGCGACAUCCUACCACCAUCGGGAAAACAAAGGAAGCGAAGGAUUGCUGUAGAGCUGCCCCAAGAGAACAGUAUAGUUAGCGCAAAGCUUACUACACGCGAGUCUAAGGUUGUGGAAGGCUGGAAAGAGUAUUCUUAUACUGAGAUAGAAACUAUUACAGAUUUCAGUAGAGUGCUAGGAAACGGGGCCUUUGGUACCGUCUUUGAGGGCUCCUUGCCUAAUGAAAGAGCAAAUGAGGGCUCCGUGCCUGAUGAAAGAGCAGGUGCUAUGAAAGUUGCUGUGAAGAAACUUCAUGUUCAAGAAGCCCAGGCAGAAAAUGAACGGAGCGACUUCGAAACGGAGAUGAAGGCUAUUGGUACAAGCCAUCAUAAAAAUCUUGUCAGAUUGUACGGUUUCUGCAAAGAGGGUCCACAUCGGUUUCUGGUGUACGAGUUCAUGUGCAAAGGAUCUUUAGGCAAAGUUCUGUUCAGGGGUAGCGUCUUUCUUGAUUGGAGAGUACGUGUUCAAAUUGCAAAGGGAAUAGCAAGAGGUAUCCGCUAUCUGCAUCAAGGAUACGGUCCCCAAAUUCUGCACAUUGACAUAAAGCCCCAAAACAUUCUGCUGGGCCAAAAUUACAAUCCUAAAAUAUGUGACUUUGGCAUAGCAAAAUUGUUCACGGCCGAACAGACUCAUCAUACCUUGACUUCGGCUCGGGGCACCACUGAUUACAUGGCGCCUGAGUUACUCAAUGGUGAGCAAUGUUACUGCUAA